AUGGCUACGAUGACAGCCAUGCCGGCUGAGCCUGGCCUGAACUACACGGCCAUGGGCAUGGAUGACCCCCUGAACCAGAAUAUCACCUUUACGACGCCAGACGGCACCCUGAUGGUGAUAUCACUCACAGCCAUCGACGCCAACCACGCAUACGUCGUCGGCAGAACAAUUGGGUACUCUGUGGAGUUUGGCGCCAGUCUCAUGAUGCUGGGCGUGCUCCUCGCCAUGACUCCCCGAAGCAAGUUCUGGCGGUUGGCCUCGUACAUCAACAUAGCCGCCCUGUGCAACAACAUGGUGCGGACGAUCCUCCUCGCCAUCUUCUUCGAGUCGUCCUGGGUGCGCUUCUACGUCCUGUACACCGGCGACUUCAGCCACGUGUCAGAGGUCGACUUCCGGAACAGCCUCUGCUCCACCGUGUUCAGCAUCCCGCAGAACUUCCUGAUGAUGGCGGCGCUCAUGCUCCAGGCGUGGGCGAUGGUCAAGCUCUGGCCGAGCCUCUACAAGUGGGGGAUCCUCGCCUUCUCGGGCGUCCUGUCGCUCGCGGAGGUGGCGUUCAUGCUCGUCGCCCAGACGGACCAGAUCCGCUCCUUGUACCCGGACUACAACACGUACGACUUCCUGCACCGGCGCCUGUGGCUGCGGUACGUCUGGCUCGCCCUCGAGCUCGCGUCCGUCUGCUGGUUCUGCUUCAUGUUCAUCCUGCGGCUUGUGACGCACAUGUGGCAGAACCGCAGCUUCCUGCCGAGCACGAAAGGCGUUGCGGCGAUGGACGUGCUGGUCAUGACCAACGGCGUGCUGAUGCUAGUACCAGUUCUGUUUGUCGCCUUACAGAUCUCGGAAAAGAUCAACUUCGAGACCGGCUCGUUGGUGUACACGUCCAUCAUCAUCGUCCUCCCGCUCGGCACGCUCGUAGCCCAGCGCGUCGCGGACCCCGGCGCUUUCAACAGCGAGGUCAGCCGCGCGAGCGGCAACGGCAACGCCCCUGGCCGGUACGAUGCCUCUUCCUCGGGCAAUAAGCCCCUUCUCCCUGCCUGGAGUCAAUGCGAUAACACCGCCACUGUCUACUCAGGCCAUAGGGGUAGCAAGACCGGCCAGGGGAAGACGGGCGUCGUUUCUAAGAUCUCCAGUGGCCCCUACGCCAAACGCGGCUCUGAUGCGAUGGGCCCGGUCGACAUGGAGCUGGCAAAGAUCGACGGUGACCUUGAGAGUGGAAGGGUGAGGGUGAAUCGGGAUUUUCAACAGUCGGAAGAGGUGCUCUAG
Diaporthe citri is the source of this 1260-nucleotide messenger RNA. RefSeq lists its product as uncharacterized. Gene Ontology annotation, molecular function: pheromone binding; mating-type factor pheromone receptor activity. Gene Ontology annotation, biological process: G protein-coupled receptor signaling pathway. Gene Ontology annotation, cellular component: G protein-coupled receptor homodimeric complex; membrane. The record is from RefSeq and is a predicted model, not a curated record. Bases 1 to 1260 code for a protein of 419 amino acids. Lineage: Eukaryota; Fungi; Ascomycota; Sordariomycetes; Diaporthales; Diaporthaceae. The transcript is spliced from 2 exons.